AUGUCGGACUCCUACAGGGAGGGUACGGAGCGGGAAACAAUGAAAGAGGAGACGCUCGUCUUUGCCUACUACGUGGUGAUUGUGCUCGCUUCUACCGCCACCGAAGCAUGCUUAGUUGGGGAAGUAUUCGACCCAAACCUGAAGAAGUGUAUCAGCUGCGAAAUAUGUCGUGAAUUCCCGUAUUCACCAUUUUGUGACGAAUGCAACGUUGUUGAUGUCAGCACAUCCAAUAGAUUGCCCCCAGAUUGUUUUGUCAAUCCGAGUCGUAGCGCCGACGCACAUGACUAUGCAGAAAGUAUAAAGGCUUCCAACUGCCUGGUCCAACACAAUGGAUGGGUCAGUCUUUGGUCGAGACCCACAGUUCUAAAAAGUACAUGCAAGAUUGAUGUAAAAUACUUCCCCUUCGAUAAGCAACAAUGUCGACUUAAGUUCGGUUCAUGGACGUAUAACGGAGAACAAAUAAAUCUUAAUCAGCAUGCCGUGAAGCCGGACUUAACUAACCUCGUUCCCAAUGAACAAUGGGAUCUUUUGUACGCGAUUACCACCAGGCACAGCAUGCGAUACGAAUGCUGUCCCGAUACUUACCACGAUGUAACGUUUUUAGUUGGUCUUGAACGGAAACCCUUGUAUUAUAUUUACAAUCUGAUUAUGCCAUGUGUUCUCUUGUCGGCGCUAUCACUUUUAGGAUUUUUCAUGCCCUAUGACGUGGUGUUGUGA
Messenger RNA from Saccoglossus kowalevskii, 717 nucleotides. Its product is annotated as neuronal acetylcholine receptor subunit alpha-10. Gene Ontology annotation, biological process: monoatomic ion transmembrane transport. The record is from RefSeq and is a predicted model, not a curated record. Gene Ontology annotation, molecular function: transmembrane signaling receptor activity; acetylcholine-gated monoatomic cation-selective channel activity. Gene Ontology annotation, cellular component: postsynaptic membrane. NCBI's taxonomy places the organism in Eukaryota, Metazoa, Hemichordata, Enteropneusta, Harrimaniidae.